CCCUCCACCCUGCCCGGCCCGCCGGCCCCCGCCCCCGCGCCCGCCCGGCGCCCGCCCCCGCCCAGCAUCGCCGACCCACCCGGACCUCGGCGGGGAAAUGGAGGUCCUGGUGGCAGAGACUACGUCUCAGCAGGAGCGACUCCAGGCCAUUGCAGAGAAGCGCAAGCGGCAGGCCGAGGUCGAGACCAAGCGUCGGCAGCUGGAGGACGACCGUCGGCAGCUGCAGCACCUGAAGUCCAAGGCCUUGCGGGAACGCUGGCUGCUGGAGGGGACGCCGUCCUCGGCUUCGGAGGGUGAUGAGGACAUGCGGAGACAGAUGCAGGAGGAUGCGCAGAAGGCGCGGCUCCUGGAGGAGUCCAUCUCCAGGCUGCAGAAGGAGAUUGAGGUGCUGGAGGACACGGGCCCGCUCGCCGCCGCUGCUGCUGGGGAGAGACCCGCCGCUCCGAGCCCGGCCAAGGACCAGAAGGCAGAGGUGGUGCUGGAUUCUCAGCAGGCCCCGGUGGGCACGCCCAAAGAGAAACGAGUCUCCAACACCCCCAUGAGGACAGUCGAAGGCUCCACCAUGAUGAAGGCAGUGGUCCAUGCUGUGGACGGUACUGCAGAGAACGGGAUCCACCCGCUGAGCUCCUCCGAAGUGGAUGAGCUCAUCCACAAGGCCGACGAGGUCACGCUGAGCGAGGCAGGGUCCACGGCUGGGACAGCGGAGACGCGGGGGGCGUCCAAGGAGCCCGUGCAGACCACACCCUCCAGGCGGGAGAUCACGGGAGUGCAGGCACAGCCGGGAGAGGCCACGUCAGGCCCGCCAGGCAUCCAGCCGGGCCAGGAGCCCCCAGUCACCAUGAUCUUCAUGGGUUACCAGAGCGUGGAGGACGAGGCCGAGAGCCAGAAGGUGCUGGGUCUGCAGGACACCAUCACGGCGGAGCUGGUGGUCAUCGAGGAUGCGGCAGAGCCCAAGGAGCCCGCCCCGCCCAACGGCAGCGCGGCAGAGCCCCCCACCGCUGCGGGCUCCAGGGAAGAGAACCAGGUGGGGCCCGAGGCCCCCGCCAGCGACCCCCAGGACCUCGACACGAAGAAGCAGCGCUGUAAAUGCUGCUCCAUCAUGUGAGCCGCCCAGCCUCCCAGCCCCCAGCCCCCCCCUCCACACCACAGUCCCCCACCAGCCCGGCCCCGGCGCCUGCCCACCCUCCACCUGCAAUCACGGGCCCCAGGACAUGCGGUUGUCACAUGUUCCUUCCGAGUUUUCUUUCAUUGGAAAGAGAGGGACAGGGGUCCCCUACCCUGUCGCCACCCCCCCGACACCCCCAAACCACUGAGCCGUGCACCUACGCCUGGUAGGAGAGCGACAUGGACAGACCCACUUUCCCCAAAUGAAGGGCACCCCCCACGUCACGGCAGCUCCACAGAAGCGGCUCUCAGCCACAGUGGUCCUGGCUGGGGUGACCGGGGGGCCUCGACGUAGCCCCGGGCCGGCCAGCCAACCCUCUGGGCCUCCUGCCUGUGCCUUCCUGCCACCUCCACUGAGGUCCCUGAGGGGACAUCCUGCCGGAGAGGGACCUGGAGAGCCGCGGGUUCCUGGGAGCCUGCUCUGUCCCCCGCUUAGCCCCUGGAAGUGGGGCUUCCCGGCCAAAGCUCUGGCGUCCAUAGCUUGGACAGUUGGGGUGAGGCCAUGCCUCUCUGGGGAGUCUCGGUCAGAGGUCAGGUUCAAGGUCUUGGAAAGGAGCAAGACCCCUCUAGGCACCCCCAGCCUGACGUGUCCCUCCCUCCAUGCCUUCUCUGGGCGUGGCCAGUGGAUGAUGGAGCCUGGGAAGGGAGAGCCCCCCGGGACACGCCCCCCCCACUCGGGAGGGGUCCGUGACCCCUGCACUGUGUCCUGCAGGUCGGGCCCUUAGAGCUGCCCCUUGCACAAGGCAGGGCCCCACGAGCCACUUCUUGUCCUGAGCUCCGACUCCCACUGGGCCCUCCUUCCUCCUGGUGCUAAUUUGGGGACCCUGGGGGGCUGCCCAGGACCUGCUUGGACCAGGGUGCUGGGUCCCUCCAGCCGUACCCCAGAGAUCAGGCCACUGUCAGCUCCACUGGGCUGGGCACAUUUCAGGCAGCGGCGGGGCGCACGCAGCCCGGGGCAGGGGGCUUCCUCAGCAGGAGACCCCGUUCGCUGCCCCGCCCGACGUGAGCCUGUCCCCCUCUCGCCUCGCCGGGAGGGGUGAGGGGUGAGGGGUUCCCCUCCUGGGGGCAGCCGACACCUGGAUGCGCACACACAUCUCCCUGGAUGCAGCCACACUCGCCCCCAGAGGCACAUUUGUGCACAUGCUCACAGACCCGCACCUGUGGGCUGUGGUUGGUGAGGCCCCAUCUCGGCCCCUCCCCGAGGGCCUCCCGCCUGGUGCCAAGGGCAGGUGCAGGGCCCACCUCUGGCCGCAGCCUGGACCCCGACUCAGCUCUGCCCCUCGGUGGCAGGGGGAGAGGCCGUCUGAGGUGACCCUGGGCAGUGGCCGUGGGACCCCCUCUUCCUUCUCGAGUCCUCGAGCUGUGAGCCUCCGCUGAAGUGCUCUUGCCGCCCCUCCGCUUUUGAUGUGUGUGACAAGGCCCUGACGUUCUCGACUUUCCCAGAGAAGCAAAUAAACCGUGUGAACAGCC
Molecule: messenger RNA, 2634 nt
Organism: Zalophus californianus (California sea lion)
Lineage: Eukaryota; Metazoa; Chordata; Mammalia; Carnivora; Otariidae
Gene: PALM
Product: paralemmin
Exons: 8
Coding region: 98-1105 (335 amino acids)
Biological process (GO): positive regulation of filopodium assembly; regulation of cell shape; negative regulation of adenylate cyclase activity
Cellular component (GO): membrane
Source: RefSeq, a predicted model, not a curated record